AAAUAAAUUAGCACUUCAGCUGUUUAGCGCCUAAUUUUGGCUUGAGGGGCAUUCUGUCGUGGAACUUUAAAAAUUUGAAAGCUCUACAGAUUCGCGUUUUAAUAUGACCGAUUUGGAGCAAUUUGACGGACUUGGUUUAUCCACUUAUCUCAUAAGAAAGUUGCAAAAGAAGUGUAUUUUUACCAGAUAUGAAUUGCUCAUUACAAGUAAUGCGGAAUUAAUGGAAAUUACGGGUCUUACGGAAGCCGCCAUAUUGGAGUUAAAAGAAAAAAUUGGRAAAGACUUCUUCCACCUUCAGCAAAGUAAUUUGAAUAAUUGGAAAACGUAUACGAAAAUUUACAACACCGGUAUAGAAAACAGGUUAGACAUUCUGUUGGCUGAAACACCGCUGAAAACCGGCAGUAUAUGGGAAAUAUGUGGCAAGUCGGGCGUGGGGAAAACUCAAUUGUGUCAUACAAUUGCUUUCAAUUUUGCGGCACAAACUCAAGGCACAGUUUUAUACAUAGAUACAAAAUGCGACUUUUCUGGUACGCGUAUAAUGGAAAUGUUACGCUGCCGUCAUGUACCCAAUAAUAUUUGCGGGCGUAUAAUGCAAGAUAUCUUAGUUGAGCGCACAGGAACUGCCGAGGGUUUGUGCGAAAUACUAGAAAGGCUUGAUUUGCAAUUGAAUGCAGGUGCUGAUGCUGACGGCGGUAAUAUAAAAUUGGUUAUUAUCGAUGCAUUACCGGCUGUGUUUUUUAAAUAUCGCAGCGAAUUGAACCAUCUUAAAGGAAAAUAUUUGCUGGCAAAACUAAACAAUUUAGUUUACCAAUUAUCUAAAGAGCACCAUAUUGCUUUCGUCUACGUUAAUUUGUUAGUCAACAUUGAGGAAGAACAACAAGUACCUGAAGAUAUGGAUAACGAAGAAAUGAGCGAGCCAUAUGAAAUGCCAUCCGCUUCCCUAAAUCUCGCUGGCUGUGUAGGCAUGCGUCCAGCUCUGGGUGAAUAUUGGAAUCGCGCACCCCAUUUACGCUUAUCAUUGGAAACGCCACUAGACAACACUUCAAUAACAAAUGAGCGCAUAUUGAGAGUAAUAAGGAGUUGCUACACUGCUGUAGGCACCACGUGCAAUCUUCAUAUCACAACUGCGGGUGUUUCUUAAUUUAAAAUGAAUUAUAUGGAAGCAGCAUGCAAAAUGUAAACCAAAAUGUCAAAUGCUAUACCGCAAUCAACGGAAAAUGGAAAUAAUUUACAAUCCCGUGC
Molecule: messenger RNA, 1242 nt
Organism: Bactrocera latifrons
Lineage: Eukaryota; Metazoa; Arthropoda; Insecta; Diptera; Tephritidae
Gene: Rad51D
Product: DNA repair protein RAD51 homolog 4
Exons: 5
Coding region: 104-1141 (345 amino acids)
Biological process (GO): telomere maintenance; double-strand break repair via homologous recombination; reciprocal meiotic recombination
Cellular component (GO): Rad51B-Rad51C-Rad51D-XRCC2 complex; centrosome; replication fork
Molecular function (GO): ATP-dependent DNA damage sensor activity; four-way junction DNA binding; ATP binding
Source: RefSeq, a predicted model, not a curated record